UAGAACCAGCCAGACAGCAAUCAAGCCACAGGAUCGUCCUGGGUGUCUCAGCUCAGAUCCACACUCUGGCAAUGGGGGUCCCCAGGGCCUUUCUGCUCUGCCUAUUUGGGACUGUGCUGUGUCAGACAGGGUCGGGAGCCCUGCAGUGCUACAGCUUUGAGCACACCUACUUGGGGCCCUUUGACCUAAGUGACAUGAGGUUCCCCAGCAUCUCCUGUCUCCACGGAUGCUCUGAGGUUGUCCUGUCCCUGGACACUGGGUAUCGCGCACCCGUGACCUUGGUAAAGAAGGGCUGCUGGACAGGCCCGACGGCCGGCGCCAUGCAGUCGAACCAAGAAGCGCUGCCGCCCGACUACUCCGUGGUGCGAGGCUGCGUGGCUGACUUUUGCAACAACCACCUCUUAACCCAUGAUGUCAUCCCCAACCUAAGUCAAGCACCUGACCCACCAACGCUCAGCGGCACCGAGUGCUACGCCUGCGUGGGAGUCCACCCCGAGGACUGCUCUCCGGACAAGUCCCGACGGGUCCAGUGUCACCAGGACCAGAGCGUCUGUUUCCAGGGCAAUGGUCGAAUGACCACCGGCAAUUUCUCAGUCCCCGUGUACAUCAGAACCUGCCACCGACCCUCCUGCACCACCAUGGGCACCACCAGCCCCUGGACAGCCAUUGACCUCCAGGGCUCCUGCUGUGAAGGGCAUCUGUGCAACAGGGACUCUGUGACCCAAGCCUUCAACACCGCUGCAGCUGCUGCCCCUCCCCGGGUGCCCCACAUCAUGAUUCUGGCCCUCCUGGUCCCGCUUCUGGUCAGUUCUCUGGGAGGACCUCUCUGGCUCUCUGCAUAGUCCCGCCCACCAGGAUGCUGGGGCAGGGUACACACACCUUCUCACUGCUUCAGCCCCAUCGCUGGAGAAUGAUGUCAAAACAAGAGCAGCACUCCUGCCCCUCUGGCCAUGACCUCCACUUCCCUCUCGCUCUCCCCUGCCCAUAGCUGGUCAGCGGCCUGGAAGAAACUGGACUCAGUCAGUGGCAUCCCAAGAUAGGAAGAAACAGCCACACACUGUCCCACCCAGGGAGCAAGUCCAGCAAUAGCCAUUACUACACCAGGAACCUGUGACAGUUUCCCAGGUUCUUCCUCUAAAACCCAAUCACAGCGCUAGGAAGGAUCCGUGAUGCUGUCUCUAUUAAUAUCAUCAUGAGCCUGGCACAUUGGCUCAUGGGAGAACCUGUAAUCCCAGUUACUCUGGAGGCUGAGGCAGAAGGAUCACAAGUUCUUGUCCAGCCUCAUCGAUUUAGCAAGAUCUUGUCUCAAAAUAAAAAGAUAUAAAGGGUCAGGGAUGUAGCUCAGUG
This is a messenger RNA of Sciurus carolinensis (gray squirrel), 1347 nucleotides long. RefSeq names its product LY6/PLAUR domain containing 5 (gene Lypd5). The transcript is spliced from 5 exons. The coding region runs from base 72 to 842 and encodes 256 amino acids. Lineage: Eukaryota; Metazoa; Chordata; Mammalia; Rodentia; Sciuridae. Gene Ontology annotation, cellular component: plasma membrane. The record is from RefSeq and is a predicted model, not a curated record.